This is a messenger RNA of Mauremys reevesii (Reeves's turtle), 646 nucleotides long. RefSeq names its product CD48 molecule (gene CD48). The record is from RefSeq and is a predicted model, not a curated record. Bases 83 to 646 code for a protein of 187 amino acids. The transcript has 3 exons. NCBI's taxonomy places the organism in Eukaryota, Metazoa, Chordata, Testudines, Geoemydidae.
UACAUGCUGCAAAAAGGGAAGUUCGACUACUCUUUAGAUCCGUUGAGAAUCCGGCCACACCUGUGCAUUACGCUUUCUCACCAUGCUGGGGAAGAUGGCGGCAGCUGUUACAACUUUUGCAUGCCUGGUGGUGCUCAGCAACUUACAAGCUUACGAGGCCACAGAGGUGCUGCGCAGUCGGGUGAAUGGGAUUGUCCAUGGCACAGUGUAUCUAAACCCCAAACGGCCAGUCCCAAAAGAAUACAAGCAGAUCACCUGGCGGUUUAACGACACCCAAAAGAUCCUGAUUAAAAAACGGACUCAGACAACAGAGUCUUAUCCCAAUGACUAUUUUCGUUCUAAACUGCGUUACUACAAGAAUCACACCUUGGAAAUUAAGCAGCUGGAGAAGCAAGACAGCGGCACCUACCGGAUGCAAGUGGAAGACAGCCAAAGCCAGGAGACAAAUGAAUUAUUCCAACUGGACGUGUACGAUCCCAUCCCUAAGCCCAGUGUGAACAUCACUACCAGGGUCAACGAAGAUGGAUGGUGCAAUGUCACCCUGGAGUGCAUUGUGGCUGCCACCCAAGUGACCUACCGCUGGUACAGGGAUGAAAAGGAUUUAGUGGGCGAAAAUAGCAGCACACUGGACCAGGGCUGGCUCUAG